CAUCUCACUGUAGCAGCGCGUGCACUCACGCAAGUAAACAAGCUGAGGCACAAGUACAUCGCGUACGUUACAACUAACGGAGUAACCACCACCACCAUCGCAAAGCUUACUAUCUGCUAUUUAGGAGCUACCAUCGCUAAACGGAAUCGGUCAAGCGAAGCGCCAUGGAUAAGCAUCCAGGAAAGGUUCUGGUAGUGGGGGAUAGCGUUGGCUCCUCUAGUGGCCACUCGGAGUCAGUUGCUCUUAUGCUCGCCGAGCAUUAACGCUCGGUCAGGUCCUACAAACGCGACCCGAUCUCUAGCCCAACUCUUUCUGCUCUCUCUUUCUAUCUUCCUCCCUCCCUCCCUCUCUCUCUCUCUCUCUUUCUCUUUCUCUCUCUCUCUCUCUCUCUCUCUCUGUCCUUCUACCUCUCUAUGUCUUUCUCUUUUUAAUCAUUCAUCCGCUUGUAAACAUCAUUCUACAUCAUAUUUUUAUCAUUCGUCAGUAGAUUUGACAAUCAUUUAAUUCAUACUAUUCGUCAACGUUCGUGACAAAAGUUUUUAAAAAACAAAUCAAAUCCUGAAUUCUGGUGUUCUUGAUAUAAAGUGAAACGGAGAAUGAGACUAUUCGAAUGUUACAGUGAACAAUGAUUUAUAUUUAGACAUUAAUAUCUUCAUUCAUCUUGUAAACUGGCUCUCAUUGAAGAAGGAUAGUAGAAAUUGUAUCUACGCGGUGCCGAUUGUAAUUUCAUUCAAAAACAUUUAAGGAGGGGAUAGGGUGUCUAGAGAAGAUACAACAAAUGAAUUCAUUCGAACUGACAGCCCGUGAAAUUUAUAAACAUUAAGAUUCGUCUCGAAUGAUCGGUGAUGAAAAUCCAAAAAGAAUAUAUCAUAGUGUUACAAAUGUUUCUUCGACAAUCGGUUGACAUCCGAAGGAUUUUGUUUUCGGAAGAAUUUUAAUGGAUCAACCGAAUGGCUCAUCGUUUGGCGCGCGUGAAUCGCAAAAAUUUCUGACAAAGAUGAAGAGUCGAGGAGUAAGAGUUUGAUCGUACUGGCGCGCAUUUUUCCAGGCUCUAUAUAUAUAUUAUGUUAGGAAGAGGACUAUGGACUUUAAUGAAGCUGCUGGCGUUUGCCGGAAGCGUUGCGACGCUCCUGGCGGACAAUGCCGAAGAUUGGAACGUUCCCGCAAGCCUCCAAGAGGAAUGCUCCUCAAAGUGUCCCAAUCUCGACUUGAAUCAAAAUCGUACGGAGGACAGUAGUCCGGAAGUGGGAUGCGGCGUGAGAUGUAAAAUCGAACAGUGUACCAAAGGAUGCGAGGCAUGGGCGCAGGCGCUCGAUAUGAGUUGUCAAACCGUUUGCAAUGGAACGCAAGAAUUGCUACCACCAAAGGAAUUGUAUUGCGUUUUGGGUUGUCACGAUGCACUGAAUCGAUAUUUUCAACAAUUAAAAGCGGAGAUAGGAGUGCCUGCCGCACCCGCACUGGUGGCGGACUCUUUGACAGCGACCUCGCUGAGAUUGGAAUGGAAGGGCAUGAAUAUGAAUCGACGUAGCAGCGGAAUAUCUUAUCUGGUACAAUGGAGGUACGAAGAAUUGGUUGAAACUUGGCAGUACUGCAGAAAUCAAACAUGGGGGGAGGACGAUCAGAUAUUGGUGGAGAAUUUGCAACCCUAUACAAAAUACAGGUUUCGCGUGGCAUUGCUCUUAAAAUCAUCGCAGCAUAAUCCUGAACCAAUUGUCUCCGCUCCGAGUGUGGUGAUAUUAACAUUAGCUGCUGGUUUGCCAUCGUCAGCACCGGUAAUUGUAAGAGCAGCGGCAGUAGACAGUUGUCGUGUCUCUGUGUCUUGGGAACCAGGCCCUUUUCCAAAUGGGCCACUUUUGUCUUAUGUCCUACGUCUGCAAGGGGCUGAUCACUCCCAGCUUAAGGACAUACCAGCUUCAGAAAACACGGAUCAUUAUAUGUUUCAAAAUCUUGAGCCGAAUAAAAAUUAUUCUGUAAGUGUUACGAUGCGAAACAGUGUAGGGGAAGGACCACCGGCAACGAUUCAUAUAUCUACCAACCCCGAACCUACAGUGAAAGACACGGAACAACCAAUUCUCAUACUCGGUGGAGAACACGUUGUAAUGAAACAAGGUGCCGAUAUGCUCGACGAGCCUAGUGUAGUUUAUCGAACCUCAAGCGUUAUUCGUGGAGUGGCUAUUCAUGUUGCUUCUGCUCAACUAUUUGUUUCGGACUCUACGGGAUACGUAUACAGAACAUCGAUCUUGGAACCACCAGAACUUAGAAAAAGAAUAACGAUACUUAGCCCGAGCGAAGCUAAUUUUAAACCAUUGAGUUUAUCCGUGGAUUGGUUAAAUCUACAGCUAUACGUAUUGGGUGAAGUGAAACAUUCUACAACCGUUUGGCAAAUAGCAAGAUGUAAUUUAGACGGUAAAGGUUUAACCGUAGCUAUGGCCGGUUUCUUGACACGACCAUCUCACAUCGAAGUAGAUCCUUACAAUGGUUAUCUUUUCUGGGUAACUAGAGGAGGAUUGUAUAGAUUGGAUUUAGCUGAUAUAAGUAAUGGAGUUAAACACGAGGUUCAGCCAUAUCUCAUUCUAGAGGAUGAGCACUUAGGAGCAUUUACCGUUGAUCACACGAAUUUCCGACUACUAGUACCCCAUCAAACGGAAAAUACGGUGAUGUCCGUAUCACUCGACGGACGGGAAGUGCUAAACUUGCGUGCCAACACGCAACAACCUAAAUUUAAGAACGUACUCUCCUUGGCGAUGGCUAAUGGUCUAUUUUAUUGGACAAAUGGAGAGGAGGUCUUAACCGAGGGGUAUCAUUCCGGAAAGAACAGAUACUUUCAUAAUGCAUAUCCCGACAGAUUGGAUGGUUCAUUUGUAAGUGUGAACGUUUUAAUGGACGCUAGUCAACCCGUUCCAGUUCCAGUGAAUCCACCUACAGGCGUACAAGCUGUUUUAGGCGCUGAAAGAGCCAAGGUCUCGUGGCAAGUACCUCAUUUACUAGGUGGCCAGGGUAAAGGUGCUUGGCAAAAUUGGUCGUACGAAUUGGAAAUUAAAGAAGAAUCAACAGGAGAGACGAUUCGUCAAAAAGAAAUAGCCGGUUCUUCGCACACGGUACAUAAUUUACGAGAAAAAUCAAAAUAUUCGAUCAAGGCAGCUGCUUAUACAACUGCUGGCAGAGGUCCAUGGUCAACUGAAUUCCGUGGACGCACCUUGAGGAAUGGAUCGCGUGCAUCUAUCUUAUGGUCAGCGAACGAAGGUCUUUUAAAAAGUGACGUCACAGGAGAAAACAUCGAUACAUUAAUUUACAAGACGAGUUUGAAAGACUCCGAAAAUGCUUACCACAUAGUAGACGUCAGUUGGUACAAAGAUAUGCUAUAUAUCGUAGGAAAUAAUUCUGUUCUAUAUCAGUAUAACUUUACAACCCAUGUGAAAACUAAGUUAAAUAUCCAUUCCGUUGGGAGUGUUGCGGUAGAUUGGAUAUCAAAAAAAUUAUAUUGGGCUAAUCCAAAACAACAAAUUAUAACAAGAGCAAACUUGAAUGGUUCGCAACAAGAACCCAUGUCGAUUUUAGCGAUCGUUAAAGAACUUUUGAUCGAUUCUUUAGAAGCUUACUUGUAUUGGUCGACUGGUCACGCGGUAGAAGUAGCACGCUUAAAUGGACAGGACAGAAGGUAUUAUCACUCUGAUGAGAUAUUCAAUGGGAAGCAAGUGAUGGGUUUAACGUUGGAUAGCGAGCAUCGUUAUUUAUAUUGGAUUGUCAGGAGCUACGAAAGUGGAUCUAUUGUUUACCGUGCACCUACUUCUGAAAGAAUACCAAUGGAUCAAAAAAUCAUACCGGAAAAGGUGUCAGCUUUACAACACCCAAAUAUUCAAGGACCUCUAUGUUAUUUUUCGGAACAUCUAUUAUGGCUUCAAGAUGAUAGAAACGCUGUGAUCGGUGAUCUAUUCGGACAGAACACGGCGAUUAUUAAUGGUAUCACGUUAUCGGGUUUGCGAAUGGUUGCUGUCAUGGACCCAGCUCUUCACGGUUAUCCAAGAAACCUGACAUCUGAAAGCGUUGUCGUUUUACCAAAUGCCGUUGAUUUCAAUAGUAUCAGAGUCGAAGGUAUCUCAGGAAAAUUCAAUGUAUCUUGGGACCCAGUAGAUAAUAUCAACUAUGGAACGGUCUUCUAUGAAGUUAAAUUUCUUGAUCAUAUUAAUACCAAUUCCAAUCCCGAGAUAACCAGCGAAACUUCUAUGUCUUAUAAUAAUUCAGAACGUAUAGAACCAUAUUCUUUAUUGGAAGUCACGGUUAAAGCUUUUACGUAUUGGGAAACUGCACAUCAUUCUAGAAAAGUAUUGAGAUCGCCGGAAAGCUUUCCGUCCGAGCCUACAAAUCCUAGACUGUUCGUAGAAAAUCAUAGAGUACCGCUUAACGAAAAAAUGGAAACUAUUGUAAUAUUUAGAUGGAAUCGGCCAAAAUUUAAAAAUGGAGUGAUACUAGGCUACACUAUUCAAUGUUGGUUCAACGAGAUAGCAAAUCAUACUGACAUACACGUUUGUGACGAAUCUAACGUACCUUCUAAUAUACUAGAAUACAAAGUUUACAAUUUAUCGCCAAACGUGACUUAUUACUUUCAAGUUCGUGCCAGAACGAUGAUCGGACCUGGCCCUUACACCGACGUAAUUGGCGUAUCAACAGUUUAUGAAAAUCCUAUACCACGAUUGUUACUCGCAACGACUGAUGCUGUAAAUGUAAUCGAUCUGGACGAAAAAAUGAAUAAUUAUACUAUUACGCGGCACGUAGCCGUUGAAAUAGCUUUUUCCGCUGCAGAGAAUAACAUUUUUUGGAUCAAUAAAAUACAAGAAUUAAUCUUGUCCGAUUCAACAGGAAUUCAUGUCACAAAAAUCUUCACCCUUAAUAAUACUGCGUACAGUUUGUGCAUAGAUUGGAUUGCAAAAUAUUUGUAUUGGAGUGAAUCGAAUGACAAGGAAAGCGAAAGUCGUAUCCUAAAAUUAGAUUUAUCAAUGUUACAAGACAAAAUUGUAACGUUUCAACCAAUAAUAACUAGAAACGGACGUAUCGUAAAAUUGGAUAUAUUACCAUCCGUGGGAUCUUUAUAUUGGAUAGAAUCGACAAAAAACGACCGUGGCGUAAUAAUGCAAUCAGAUCUCUACGGAGAAAAUAUUCAACCGUUUUUUAAUCAAAUGGGAGAUUGUUCUUGUCCGUAUCGACCGUCUGUCUCGCCAGUAAUGACGAUAGAUAGUACCGAAACAGAAAAUCCAGUUCUGUAUUGGGUAUCACUUGAAGGACAUUUAUACAUCGCCGAUAUUAAUGGAUGCAUUUGCAAAAUGAUAAUAGAUCCAAGCUUGGAUAAGGGUUUAACGUUUGCUUCCUUAACGGUAGACAAGAUAAACAUUUAUUGGACAAAUGCGGAGAUGAAACUUUAUCUCGUUAACAAAAGAUACUUAGAGAAAGGAAAAAUAAUAGAUUUUCAUACUCCACACAUACGAAGUAUCAAAGCUCUGGGUAAAUCUUUGCAACCUUAUCCAAGCGCAGAAUGUUUAACACCACGCCGAAUGUUGUAUGAUAUAGAGGAAGUAAAGAAAACAGCUGAUAGCAUCACCGUUAAAUUACCACAACCUCUUCCUCACAAUGGCUGCAAAGCUUACAACUUACCAAGAACUUUAUAUCUCAUGGACAUUUAUGAAUGUGCAGAGAAUAGUUCAGAAGAUUGUCGUGAGAGUUCUGAUAGCAAGGAAAAAUGUAAACGAUAUCAAACUUAUGAAAGAGAAUAUGCAAUAGAAAACUUAAAACCUUUUACGCGAUAUUUGAUAAAAUUGAGCUUAGCUAAUAUCUACAUCAAAUCGGAUAGGGCAAAUUUGGAGUUUAGUUCAGGUAUCAUACUGACAACAGAUGCUGGAGCUCCUAGUGCGCCAGAAAACGUAUCCAUUCAAGUUCUUACACCUACUUUGGCUGCCGUCUAUUGGAUGCCACCAAAAAUAUUCAAUUCUCCUGCAGUGAGUUACGAAAUUCAUUGGAGAUCAGAUAGUUUGAUAAAUGGUGUUCGACAGAAGGGUGAGCAGCUAGUGAAGGAUACAGAACAAAUAAAAAAUGGUAAAUUUGUCGCGAUGUUACAGCCAUUGUUACCGGGGCAAGUGUAUUUUAUAUCUGUUCGUGCUUGUCCAGCACAUUUUAACGAAGUUUUUAGCGAGAGCGAAAAACAAAUGAUCAGUAUGUAUCCGGAGCCAAAUAAUUUAACUUUGAUCACAGCCAGUAUAAACGGUUUAAAUAUCUCCUGGGUACCCACGGUAAGUCUAACAAUUAGCUACGUCUUAGAAUAUAAAGACGUUGCCCUAGAAGAAUGGCGCGUUGCGAAUGAAUCCGAAAUCGAUUCAGAAAAAGUCAUUUAUCGACUGCGAAAUCUACAACCCCGUACUCUUUAUAAGUUUCGCUUGUUACUCCGAUAUCCUAAUUAUGAUCAGGAUUUUAUAUGGUCACCGGAUGGAAGAUUCACCUAUCAAACUCUUGGAGAUGUACCGAGUGCACCUGGUACACCGACCGUAAUUAAAUUACGCAAUUCCGUAUACCAAUUAAACUGGGACGCUGCACAGGCUCACGGUUCUCAAAUUACAUUGUACCGUCUAGAAGCUAAAAUGAUUGACGAAGGACAACGAGAUGAAGCAGCGACGAGUAACGGUGAAAGUUGGACUUUGUGUUAUAACGGAACGGAUAAUUACUGGAUUAUCAAGGGAGACAUGGAUCGAAGGUACAGAUUUCGUGUGAGAGCUCGAAACGCUUAUGGAUUUGGUGCUUGGAGCAGGUCAAGCAACGUUAUCGAUUUGACCGACUCUGCUGUCGGUGGAUUCCUAGCGACUCAGCAACAAUUAGGAUUAAUUUUAGGUUUAACUGUGCCGGUCAUUGCUUUCGGCCUGGUUUGCUUUUGCUACUUUCUAUGUCUCUACAGACAACGCAAGGAUGAUAAAAAAGUGGUUUUAUCACCUAUAGUAUCGGACGUCGAAUUAGCAACGUUACGAGAAAUACCUCGUAGUAAUUUUGUUCAGCCAAAUGCUCUUUACGCGUCUACCAUGCAAAACGAUCCAGAUGAUUCCAUGCUACCAAAAAUAAAACGAGAACAAAUAACGUUGGCUAAAUUUUUAGGCAGUGGUGCAUUUGGAGAGGUGUUUCAAGGAAAUGCUAAAGAAUUGGAUGGACCUGACACUGUAACACCUGUUGCUAUAAAGACACUUCGGAAAGGUGCCACGGCACAAGAAAAGAGUGAAUUUUUACAAGAAGCACGACUAAUGAGUCACUUCCGACAUAAACAUGUACUAAGACUUUUGGGUAUUUGUUUAGACAUAGACCCUCCAUUGUUAGUGUUAGAGUUGAUGGAAGCCGGUGAUCUGUUGAGUUAUUUGAGAGCGAGCAGAUCCUUACAACCCACAGACCCUUAUGCCUUACGUCUACAAGACCUCCUAGCAAUGUGCGAAGACGUGGCUAGAGGUUGUCGAUAUCUCGAAGAACUUCACUUUGUACAUAGAGAUCUUGCUUGUAGAAAUUGUUUGGUAUCGACCAGAGAACGUGAGAAUCGGGUUGUUAAGAUUGGCGAUUUUGGCCUAGCAAGAGACAUUUACAAAAACGAUUAUUAUCGGAAAGAAGGUGAAGGAUUACUUCCCGUUCGCUGGAUGGCCCCAGAAUCCUUAGUAGAUGGGGUCUUCACAUCUCAAAGCGAUGUUUGGGCAUUUGGUGUAUUAAUGUGGGAGAUCACUUCGUUAGGACAACAACCUUAUCCAGCUAGAACGAAUCUAGAGGUAUUACAUCACGUACGAGCAGGUGGAAGAUUACCAAAACCUUUAAAUUGUCCACCGACGUUACAUCGUUUGAUGUUAUGUUGCUGGAGUGUUGCCGAUAGUAGACCGAGCUUUAAAACUUGUCUCGAACAUAUCGUCAAUCUUCGAAAAAACAUACAGGAUGCCGUGUUAAGUCCUGUACACGCUGGUCACUAUUUGGUACGAAGAGGCGUAUCUAACAUGGCUUAUUUCGCUGACGAGAAUCAAAAUUGCAAUAAUCCAGGUAACUCUUGGAAAUCGAGUAGCUCGGAAGGAAGUAGAGACAUGCAAUCUUUCCUUCAGAAUUCACAGAAUGCAACGCUUGUAACUCAGCCGGAGGACGUACCAAAAUAUUUAGAAUUAUUAGCGGAUAAUGACGACGUUGUUCUUAGAGAAAAUCGAGUGACUGAGUAUGAAGUUCCACGAUCGAUUCAUAUUUCGAAUCCAAACUUAAUAAACAUAGAUAAGAUUUCCCAAGGACUGAUGGAAGUCAGAAGUUUAGAAGAUUCGCGAAAGUCCAAGGAAUUCUUAAAAAAUGGUAUUAAGGAUCGAAGAUCAUCGAUAACGUCUUCCGAACCUAGCAAAGAAGCGGUUUUUAAAACAAAUAUGACUGAUAGAUGUAAAACAUUAGACACGUCCAAGUUAAGAAACUCCAACAUUAGAGCAAGUUUUACAGGAGAUUCAUUAAUGAACGAGCAACAAAAGUACAAGCGAAAUAACACAAUCGAACGAAGAAAAUCGGAAAUGAGUUUAGAAAAAAAGGAUAAAAUGGUAAUUAAUUCAAAUACGAAUAUACCGGUUUCUAUUCGUUCGAAUGUGAUUACGAACGAUUUGCAAAACGUUUCUUCAAGGAGCAAUGCUACAAAACCGGAUGAAAAUGGAGACAUCAGUGAUAAUAGCAUUAAAAACAAUAAUUCAACAAAAAUACAAAGGACACAAUCCACCUUACAAAGUGGUAAAGCUAAUAUUCCUUUAGUGAUAAAUAGUGCAUUAUUAAAUUUGUUACGACAAACUCCAAUAAUCGAGGACGGUAAUAAUAGCGUUACUUAUACGAACAUUAACACGGACACUGUUAAAGUGAACGGAUCUUAAAAUGAUUCUUUCUAUUGUAUUUUGUAAAUACGAAUAUAUACUCACAACUCUUAUAUUUAAACUUGUAUAAGUGUACCUGCAUCAAAUUCGUACAAAAUCGCUAACAACUUUGUACGUUUGAACUUUCUUCUUCGACUUCGACCGAUUUAUUGAAAAAAGUGCAAUUUCCUUUGAUGUUAUUGCACAUCCUUUCCGUCUUAUUGUUUGCGCUUAGUGCUAUAAAAUGAAUUAUAAAUUAUAUAUAAUCCAUCUUAAACUUAAACUUAAAUUUAUAUAUAAUCCGUCAAUAUAUACACAUAAUAUAUAUAUAUGU
This is a messenger RNA of Vespa mandarinia (Asian giant hornet), 9201 nucleotides long. It is a transcript of the gene sev, whose product is annotated as receptor protein-tyrosine kinase sevenless. Gene Ontology annotation, biological process: multicellular organism development; regulation of TOR signaling; positive regulation of kinase activity. Gene Ontology annotation, molecular function: protein binding; transmembrane receptor protein tyrosine kinase activity; ATP binding. NCBI's taxonomy places the organism in Eukaryota, Metazoa, Arthropoda, Insecta, Hymenoptera, Vespidae. Gene Ontology annotation, cellular component: plasma membrane; signaling receptor complex. The record is from RefSeq and is a predicted model, not a curated record.